Molecule: messenger RNA, 903 nt
Organism: Cuscuta europaea
Lineage: Eukaryota; Viridiplantae; Streptophyta; Magnoliopsida; Solanales; Convolvulaceae
Source: the annotation of a GenBank genome assembly
CGAAAACCCGAUCGGAUAUAUCUCAGAAUGUUCUGAACGACAAUCACUCUGAAAGCGGAGCACCGGUGAACAAUAGUUCACAACGCGGUGCAUCUGCUUUGGCCAACCAAAGGGCUAUCCCUAUGGUGACCGUGCCAAGCAACUCUGUGGACAAACCCGAGAAAUUCAACGGGUUAAACUUCAAGAGGUGGCAGCAAAAGAUGCUAUUUUACCUCACUACUCUCGGUCUUGCUAGAUUCUUGACCGAAGAUGCGCCGGUAGCAACUGGGGGUGAGGUGGAUGCGCAAUCUUUCAACGCGGUUCAAGCUUGGAAGCAUUCUGACUUCCUUUGCCGAAACUACGUGUUGAACGGGCUGCAUGAUGCUUUGUACGACGUUUAUAGCAAAUUAGCUACGGCUAAGGAGCUAUGGAAUGCAUUGGACCACAAAUAUAAAAGCGAGGAUGCCGGCGCAAAGAAAUUUGUUGUUGGUCGAUUCCUUGAUUUUAAAAUGGUGGAUUCGAAGACGGUCUUGAGUCAAGUUGAGGAGAUGCAAAUGAUCUUCAACGAAAUUCGAGAUGAAGGAAUGACGGUUAGUGAGUCAUUCCAAGUGGCGUCAAUUAUUCACUUAUUGCCGCCGGCUUGGAAGGGUUUCAAGAACUACCUUAAGCAUAAGCGAAAGGAAAUGAACUUGGAGCAAUUGAUCCUCCGUCUGCGGAUUGAAGAGGAUAACCGGAAGAACGAUGGGAAACUCCCAAUUGUUCAUGGCGCCAAGGCCAACGUGGUGGAGCAUGCUAAAGGCUCCAAAAAUAAAAAUAAUGGGAAGAGCAAGCUCGGUCCCAAGGGAGGCGUUUCCAAGACAAAGUUCAACGGAAAAUGCUUCAAUUGCAACAAGAAUGGACACAAGUCCUCGGAUUGCAAGGCAC